AGAUGAAGGCAACCUCGUCCAUGUCAUCCAUGAUCGAGACAGAAGAGACAAAAACCUGGUAACCGCCGGAUCAGAAGAAAACGAGGACAGGCGUUAUCUUUAGUGACAACCACAUAGGACAUAGCUCACUCUUCCAUCCCAACCCCUCCACGUGUGCCCCGAAACUUCCGUUGGUACCAGAUUAGCUCCACUCCCCAGUCGAUCAACUCCUCGAAUCCAGCACCACCACCACCACCUUCUCAUCCAAAUCCAAACCACCUUUUUUUUCUCCUUACAUUUUUCCUCCUUUUUUUUUUAAUAUAUUAUUUUGGAGUGUGGAUUUGUAUAUAAUAUAAAUACUAGUUGGUCGGCUGUGGAUUGUUUUUUGGAGGUUUUUAGUGACAGUGGUUUUGUGGGGAAAAAGGAAGGACGGCAGAGAAAAAUGGAUCAUGCAGCCGAUGCCCACCGGACGGACUUGAUGACCAUAACGAGGUUCGUGCUGAAUGAGCAGUCCAAGCACCCUGAGUCCCGCGGUGACUUCACCAUCUUGCUCAGUCAUAUUGUUCUUGGCUGCAAGUUUGUCUGCUCUGCGGUCAACAAGGCUGGUCUGGCCAAACUUAUCGGGCUUGCUGGAGAGACCAAUGUUCAGGGUGAAGAGCAAAAGAAACUGGAUGUUCUUUCAAAUGAAGUUUUUGUUAAGGCUCUGGUUAGCAGUGGCAGAACUUCUAUUCUUGUUUCAGAAGAAGAUGAAGAGGCGAUUUUCGUGGAGCCAAAAUUGCGUGGAAAGUACUGUGUUGUGUUCGAUCCACUGGACGGUUCGUCCAACAUUGAUUGUGGUGUUUCCAUUGGAACGAUUUUUGGGAUUUAUGUGGUUAAAGAUGGUGAACCUUCUCUUAAAGAUGUCUUGCAACCUGGAAAGAAAAUGGUUGCAGCAGGCUACUGCAUGUACGGAAGCUUUUGCACGUUGGUGAUAAGCACUGGAGCUGGAGUUCAUGGGUUCACCCUCGAUCCUUCUCUCGGGGAGUUCAUACUAACUCACCCAGACAUCAAGAUUCCAAAGAAAGGAAAGAUCUAUUCAGUGAAUGAAGGGAAUGCCAAAAAUUGGGAUGGCCCGACGGCCAAGUAUGUGCAAAAGUGCAAGUACCCGGAAGAUGGUUCAUCCCCGAAGUCUCUAAGAUACAUUGGAAGCAUGGUUGCUGAUGUUCAUCGGACAUUGCUUUAUGGCGGUAUCUUUUUGUACCCUGCUGAUAAGAAGAGCCCAAACGGAAAACUGCGGGUUCUCUAUGAAGUCUUCCCAAUGUCGUUCUUGUUGGAACAAGCAGGCGGUCAGUCCUUCACUGGCAAGGAACGGGCCCUUGACCUGGUUCCGACCAACAUACACGAGCGCUCUCCGAUCUUCCUCGGCAGCUACGACGACGUUGAGGAAAUCAAGGCACUCUAUGCAGCUGAAGGAAAGGAAUGAAACCUAUAAUUCUUGUUCUCUCAUCGUAAAUUACAUAAUUGUUGAACUACUCUAUUAGAUGAUAUCUGAAACGAGAGCUUACAAUAAUUUGUUGAUGCUUUACAACUCUACAAGGUUGCAAUCUUAAAUUCUGGAAAACCGCUUUAUUUUC
This is a messenger RNA of Malus domestica (apple), 1592 nucleotides long. RefSeq names its product fructose-1,6-bisphosphatase, cytosolic. Gene Ontology annotation, biological process: fructose 1,6-bisphosphate metabolic process; fructose 6-phosphate metabolic process; fructose metabolic process. Lineage: Eukaryota; Viridiplantae; Streptophyta; Magnoliopsida; Rosales; Rosaceae. The record is from RefSeq and is a predicted model, not a curated record. Gene Ontology annotation, cellular component: cytosol; cytoplasm. Gene Ontology annotation, molecular function: fructose 1,6-bisphosphate 1-phosphatase activity.